AUGCUGGCCCUCAUCGUCGCGCUUACGCUCGUCUUCGGCGCCUUGUUCGCGCACAUCCUCUACCAGUGCCAUCUCCAUCCGCUGGCCGCGUAUCCCGGUCCAUGGCUGGCUCGAGUGACCAAUUUCUGGCGAUUAGCUACUUUUCUCUCCGGCGAUCACCAUCUUCGCGAACUUGAAUUGCAUCGACGCUACGGUCGGAUUGUUCGCGUGGGCCCGAAUUGGCUGUCAUUCUCCAAUCUGGCCGACUUUGAAGCUAUCUACGGCUUCAAUCACCACAUCGAGAAAGAUGAUUUUUACAAUUUCGGUCGUGGGAGUAAGGGAACUUCGAGUUUGUUUACGGCGCAGACUACGAGUCAGCAUCGCGAGAGAAGGAAGAAAGUUGUUACACCAGCCCUAACGCAUGCGAAAGUUGCCGGAUAUGCGGAUGUGGUACACAAGCAUGCUGCAGUGUUACUCACUCGGGUGGAGGAGUUGAAUCUGCAGUCUACUAGUGAAGGAGACGAGAGGCAGCCAAUCAAUAUAGCGCGAACCCUCCAUCGUUAUACAAUUGAUGCCGCACUCGAGAUUAUCUAUGGCCCUGUAGUCUGUCCUGAACCAUUAACCGAUAUGCCAGCGACGGCUGGAUUCCCGGAAGCGAUUAAAAAAGUAACAAAGAUGGCCUGGGCUGCGUCUUUGGUACCUGCCAUCGGCCGGCUCAUGUCUACUCGGCCUAUCAUGGCAUUGGUCGGCCGCAUGGAAGGGAUGGGUCAAACAGCCAAAGCAACAGCUGUCCCAGCAGUGGCGUCAAUGAGUGCCAAAUUGAUUUUCAGCCAACGAGAGCUGAUCUCAAAGUCGCAGCAGAAUAGCAUUCUCAAGCACUGGGUUGACCUUCCAUCGGAAGAUAGUCGAAAGAUGGCGCCCCCAGAAUUAUGGAGCGACACAUUCAACCUGGUUCUUGCGGGAACUGGAAGCACCGCUGCAGCUCUCACAGCACUUAUAUACAGGCUCGGUCUCGGUGCUGGGAAACCAUGGCAGGCCAAAAUUCAUGCAGAGAUUGAAGCUGGGGGAGAAGGGUUACCUUCAUCCUCGUCGUUUCCGACCUUGUUUGCGGUCAUCAAAGAAACUCUCCGGCUCGAUGCCCCCUUCCCAACCGCGUUCCCCCGGACAAUUAGACCCGGCGCAGAAACUGCGAUACCAAAUUUACCCACAGCGCUUCCUGCCGGGACAAUGGUCUCUGCCAACACAUUUGUGCUCGGCCGCUCGCGCACAAUCUGGGGAGAAGAUGCAGAAGAGUGGAAGCCUCAGCGAUGGCUCGGAACGAGUAACGCAGAGGAACAACAAGAGCUUGAAGACCGGUUUGUUGCUUUCAGCAAAGGCUCUCGACAGUGCGUGGGUAAAGACUUGGCCCUCCUGAUGGUUGCGAGUGCGGCGAGUGCAGUGAUCCGGAAAUGGGACUUUAGCAGUGUUGGGCAGCUCAAGGGAGGCAGUUUCCUGGAGAUGUCGUAUGAAGAAUGCUGGAUCAGCUUGGAUGAGGUUUGA
Messenger RNA from Talaromyces proteolyticus, 1518 nucleotides. RefSeq names its product cytochrome P450. The record is from RefSeq and is a predicted model, not a curated record. The transcript is spliced from 2 exons. NCBI's taxonomy places the organism in Eukaryota, Fungi, Ascomycota, Eurotiomycetes, Eurotiales, Trichocomaceae. Bases 1 to 1518 code for a protein of 505 amino acids. Gene Ontology annotation, molecular function: monooxygenase activity; heme binding; oxidoreductase activity, acting on paired donors, with incorporation or reduction of molecular oxygen.